AUGCCGCCUAAAAGCCACCGACGAGCAGCCGCCGCCGCCGAACCCCCCGUGCCCCCGCCACCCCCGCCCGAGGAGGACGCGGAGCCGGACAGCGGCCCCGAGGACCUGCCUCUGGCCAGGCUUGAGUUUGAAGAAACCGAAGAUCCUGAUUUUACUGCAUUAUGUCAAAUACUAAAGAUACCAGAUCACGUGAGAGAAAGAGCUUGGUUAACGUGGGAUAAAAUUUCAUCUGUGGAUGGGAUAUUGGAAGAUUCUAUUCAGAAGAAAAAAGAACUGUGGGGAAUCUGUAUCUUUAUUGCAGCAGUUGAUCUAGAUGAGAUACCAUUCACUUUCACAGAACUACAGAAAAAUACAGAAACCAGUGUCUAUAAAUUCUUUGAUUUACUGAAAGAAAUUGAUACCAGUAUCAAAGUUGAUAAUGCAAUGUCAAGACUGUUGAACAAGUACAAUGUAUUGUGUGCACUCUACAGCAAACUAGAAAGAACGUGUGAGCUUAUCUACUUAACACAGUCCAGCAGUUCGAUAACAACUGAAAUAAACUCUGUAUUGGUGCUGAAAGUUUCUUGGAUCACAUUUCUACUAGCUAAAGGGGAAGUAUUACAAAUGGAAGAUGAUCUUGUGAUCUCCUUUCAGUUAAUGUUGUGUGUCCUUGACUAUUUUAUCAAACUCUCUCCUCCUGCAUUGCUCAAAGAACCAUAUAAAACAGCUGUUAUACCUAUUAAUGGCUCACCUCGGACACCAAGGAGAGGUCAGAAUAGGAGUGCACGGAUAGCAAAACAACUAGAAAAUGAUACAAGAAUUAUUGAAGUUCUCUGUAAAGAACAUGAAUGUAAUAUAGAUGAGGUGAAAAAUGUUUAUUUCAAGAAUUUUAUACCUUUCAUGAAUUCUCUUGGAAUUGUACCUUCUAAUGGACUUCCAGAGGUGGAAAGUCUCUCUAAACAAUAUGAAGAAAUUUACCUUAAAAAUAAAGAUUUGGAUGCAAGAUUAUUUUUGGAUCAUGAUAAAACACUUCAGGCUGAUCCCAUAGACAGUUUAGAAAUGCAGAGAACACCACGCAAAAAUAAUCCCGAAGAAGAUAUGCAUUUGAUUCCUCCACAGACUCCAGUUAGAACUGUUAUGAAUACUAUUCAACAAUUAAUGAUGAUCUUAAAUUCAGCAAGUGAUCAACCAUCAGAAAAUCUAAUUUCCUAUUUUAAUAACUGCACAGUUAAUCCAAAGGAAAAUAUCUUGAAAAGAGUAAAGGAUAUUGGAUACAUCUUUAAAGAAAAAUUUGCUAAAGCAGUAGGACAGGGAUGUAUGGAGAUUGGAUUGCAGCGAUACAAACUUGGAGUACGAUUGUAUUAUCGAGUAAUGGAAUCCAUGCUUAAAUCAGAAGAAGAACGAUUAUCCAUUCAAAAUUUUAGCAAACUCCUGAAUGACAGCAUCUUUCAUAUGUCUUUGUUGGCGUGUGCUCUUGAAGUCGUAAUGGCUACAUAUAGCAGAACUAUGUCUCAGAAUCUUGAUUCUGGAACAGAUUUGUCCUUUCCAUGGAUUCUGAAUGUACUUAAUUUAAAAGCUUUUGAUUUUUACAAAGUGAUUGAAAGUUUUAUAAAAGCAGAAGCCAAUUUGACCAGAGAAAUGAUAAAACAUUUAGAACGAUGUGAACAUCAAAUCAUGGAAUCCCUUGCAUGGCUCUCUGAUUCACCUUUAUUUGAUCUCCUUAAACAAGCAAAAGACCGGGAGGGACCAGCUGAUCACCUUGAAUCUGCUUGUAAUCUCACCCUUCCUUUUCAGAAUAACCACACUCCAGCAGAUAUGUAUCUUUCUCCUUCAAAAUCUCCAAAGAAAAAAGGGUCAACUACACAUCAAAAUUCUACUGCAAAUGCAGAGGCUCAAGCAACUUCAACUCCCCAGACUCAGAAGCCAUUGAAACUUACCUCCCUUUCACUGUUUUAUAAAAAAGUUUACCGUUUAGCAUAUCUUCGACUCAAUACCUUGUGUGCACGCCUUCUCUCCAACCACCCAGAACUAGAACACAUCAUCUGGACCCUUUUUCAGCACACCCUGCAAAAUGAGUAUGAACUCAUGAAAGACAGGCAUUUGGACCAGAUUAUGAUGUGUUCCAUGUAUGGUAUAUGCAAAGUGAAGAAUAUAGACCUUAAGUUCAAAAUUAUUGUAACAGCAUACAAAGAUCUUCCUCACGCUGUUCAGGAGACAUUCAAACGUGUUUUGAUUAGAGAAGAGGAAUAUGACUCCAUUAUAGUAUUCUAUAAUUCAGUCUUCAUGCAGAGACUGAAAACAAAUAUUUUACAGUAUGCUUCUACAAGGCCCCCUGCCUUGUCUCCAAUACCUCACAUUCCUCGGAGUCCUUACAAUUUUUCUAGUUCACCUUUGCGGAUUCCUGGGGGGAAUAUCUAUAUAUCACCCCUAAAGAACCCAUAUAAAAUUUCAGAAGGUCUGCCAACACCAACAAAAAUGACUCCAAGGACAAGAAUCUUAGUAUCAAUUGGUGAAUCAUUUGGGACUUCUGAGAAGUUCCAGAAAAUAAAUCAGAUGGUGUGCAACAGUGACCGAGUGCUCAAAAGGAGUGCAGAGGGAAGCAACCCUCCUAAGCCACUGAAAAAAUUGCGCUUUGAUAUCGAUGGAACUGAUGAAGCAGAUGGAAGUAAACAUCUCCCAGGCGAGUCCAAAUUCCAACAAAAACUGGCCGAAAUGAUUCUUUUUUUAUUUUCCAGCAUCUACACGAACACGAAUGCAAAAGCAGAAAAUGAAUGACAGCAUGGAUACUUCAAACAAGGAAGAAAAGUGAAGACUAUGUGAUGUUGGUGGGCACUGCAUACACCUCUGGCUGUAUGGUUUCUUGAAUUGACUGUAUUAACUCAGCUUGGUUGCUGUCAUAUUUAAUAUGUAUCUUGGGCUCACUUGUAGAUAUAAAAUUACAGAUGCACUAUGAGUAUUUGUGCAUCUGAUUCCUAAGCCAGUUGCCAUGUUGUGGUCAAUAGACUACAUUGUUAUUGUACAAGAUUGAAAGUCUUGUGUAAAUCCCACCAUUUAAAAGUUUGUAGCAGGUGUUUCCAUUUCCAAAGUGUAAUUGCUCUGUUUUUCAAAUGGUGAGGAUACUCCCAGACUGGGAAUCUUAAUCCCCACAUAACUGAGUACUUUGUCUUUUCUUGUAGCAUAUGCUUGAUGUUUGCUAUUUUCUUUAUUAAUUUAUAUUUAUUUUUUUAACUUAACAUGAACCAUAGAAAACGUGUUUUCCAAAUACAAAUUGGCUGGCUGACCCCCACCCCCACCCUACCCCAACAUUCACCAAAAAUGAUUCUAAGUCCUUCUGUUAAAACAGGUUAUUAGAAACUAGGAGAAAAUGUACUAAUUUUUUAUACAUUAGAUUUUAGUUUAUUGAUGGAAUCUGAUGUUCUGUAGGCUCGUUUUAUAAAUUCAGCUUUUAAAUACAAGCAGAAAGUAAAGUGUAAACAUACUACUGAUACAGAUUUCAUACCUCAGGACAUGUAAUAAUUUCUUUUCUUCAUCCAGCUCAUUUUAAAAUGAGAGUAGUCAAUAAUACUCUUGUUUUUUAUACCAUUCAGAUCACUGAAUUAAUAAAGCACGCAUUUAGUACUUGAAAGCUGAAGUGUUCUUGCUAGAGCUGUUGCAGAGGACCCUAAAAAUAGUACAACCCAAGUGCACUUUCUAAUGUUUCUGGGCCCUGAAGGAUCAAGAUACGAAACAAUUUUACUCUAUGGACUGUUAACUCUAGGAGCCUUAAUUUCUUUUUUCUUAGAGAUUUGUCUAACUCUAAUGCAUCUUAGCAGGUAUUCUGCCCUCCUAAAUUUGAAGAGUGUUUUUUCCAAAAUGGUACCUGCCUUCCAUUUUAUGACUUUUGAACUGGCAGUUGUCUAUUUAUCUUUAUUUUUUUUUUCAAGUUAGUAUGGUCUAACACUGUUAAAUUCAAAGCCACAUUAUUCCCAAUACAAGAAUUAAAGUAAUCAAAAGUUUGUUUUCUUUUUGGCUAGGCAUUCAUAUUUUCUAUUUGAUUUUUGCAGAAACUUCAAUAGCUACAUUAGAAAGAGGCGCUUUUCCCCCUGGAACCUAAAGUUUUAUUUAAGCUGUGUGACUAACUUAUUUAGAGAGGAUAUAAUUUAAAAUAGGUGGUAUUUAAGGUAGAAUUUUAGUAAAACUACAGUCUGAACUCUGACUUCUUAAAAAUAAAAAGAAUUCUGAUGUUAUUUGUUAGAAAACCAUUUUAAUUUGUGCUCAUUUAAGUUUCAAACUUAUUUUUGGUAGUUAUCUUAAUAACAAAGGUACUAGAAAUCUUUUUUCCAGUCUCAUUAAUUUUUGCAUGAAUAUCAUAUGAAUACGCUUUCAUCCAAGAAGUUACCACAUUUCUUGGUAUUUUGCUAAAAACUACACAUUAGAUUUAGUGUCAGAAUUUUAGGAGCUUCAGAUAUCAUGUAUGGAGAUUUCUUAAGGCCUCAAAUAAUUGCUUUACUGCUUUUUUAUAUUGGUUAAAAUUGUACAUUUAAAAUGUAUGUUACUAUUUUCUACAAUAGUUUGUCUAUUUUAAAUAAAUUAGUUGUUAAGAGUCUUCA
This is a messenger RNA of Suncus etruscus (white-toothed pygmy shrew), 4568 nucleotides long. RefSeq names its product RB transcriptional corepressor 1 (gene RB1). Gene Ontology annotation, biological process: cell morphogenesis involved in neuron differentiation; negative regulation of G1/S transition of mitotic cell cycle; regulation of transcription by RNA polymerase II. NCBI's taxonomy places the organism in Eukaryota, Metazoa, Chordata, Mammalia, Eulipotyphla, Soricidae. The coding region runs from base 1 to 2754 and encodes 917 amino acids. Gene Ontology annotation, cellular component: chromatin; nucleus; Rb-E2F complex. The transcript has 27 exons. The record is from RefSeq and is a predicted model, not a curated record. Gene Ontology annotation, molecular function: RNA polymerase II transcription regulatory region sequence-specific DNA binding.